Molecule: messenger RNA, 500 nt
Organism: Medicago truncatula (barrel medic)
Lineage: Eukaryota; Viridiplantae; Streptophyta; Magnoliopsida; Fabales; Fabaceae
Product: reactive oxygen species modulator 1
Exons: 3
Coding region: 57-281 (74 amino acids)
Biological process (GO): protein import into mitochondrial matrix; protein insertion into mitochondrial inner membrane
Cellular component (GO): TIM23 mitochondrial import inner membrane translocase complex
Source: RefSeq, a predicted model, not a curated record
ACCAAAAAACUUUGGUUUCAGUUUUUUCAUUUCUCCGAACAAGACACAAAAUCGCAAUGGCCAGAGACAGUUGCCUCGCUCGUGUCACUGCCGGCGCUGCCGUGGGCGGCGCUGUCGGCGGUGCCGUCGGUGCUGUGUAUGGAACGUACGAGGCUAUUAGGUAUAAGGUACCUGGAUUUUUGAAAAUUAGGCAUAUUGGACAAACAACCCUUGGAAGUGCUGCUAUUUUUGGUCUUUUCUUGGGUGCUGGAAGCUUGAUACAUUGUGGGAAAUCAUACUGAACCCAUAAAGAUUUUAUCUACCUACCUGCAGAGGUUUUCUUUCUGCCCUUGUAAAGUAUGAGUAUAGCAGAAAUUUUGUAUUUAUUAUUGUGUUUCUGGGUCUUGGAAAAGUUUAAUGACUAUGUUGCUGCUAUUUUUGUAUGAAUUUUCUCAAUUAUUUCUCCCUCAACAGUACUGUUGAAAUAUCUUUGCAAGGGUUUUUCUUUUAUUUUUGAUUCC